GUAUCAAUACAUCAGAGAAAUAAAUGGUUAAUUGUCAGGCAUGAUCUAGAUUAUCAAAAAGGAGGAUAUAUUGGAAUUUUUGUUACUGUGAAAUUCCUGUAGAAUUUGCCAUGAGCCAAACACAGGGAACAUUAGCAGGAGUUAUUCAUAUCAGCAUUAUUUCGCCUUGCAUAGAUCAAAUUCAGUUAGAAUAAUCAGGGAUCUUCAAGUUUUUGAAUCGCCAUUAACCACUGUUCAAAAUAUAGUUCAUUAUGUACAAUUCAAUUUUUGCACAGCUUUGAUAUACAGAACUUAAAUUUUAUUAAUGUGGCUGAUUUCAUUCUCCACUUUCCGAGAUGCCUUCUGACUAUGCUGGUCACUUGACAACUGUGGCGAAUGGGUCACAGUGGUUGACAUGCCGAGUCCAAUAUUUGGAUGACACCGAUCCCUUUUCAUCAACUAAUUUUCCUGAACCAACUCGACCACCAAGUUAUACUUUCAAUGUGGAUUUACCUUUAUGUGAACAAUUGGCAGGAGUUCAUAGGCUUCUCAAAGCCCCUCACAAGAUUGAUGACUGCACACUUCAGAUAUCACAUACUGGAGCAUAUUUAGAUUUGGAUCUUUCAAUUACUGAACAAAAGGAAGAGUUUGAAAAGUUUUUCACCGAUGGAAAAAGAAAUUCAGUGAUAGUUCGUACACUGCUUUCAGUCAGAGUACAUUCAUGUAUUGAAAAAUUGUACAACUCAAAGGGAAGAGAAUUGAGAAGAGCCCUAUUCUCACUGAAACAAAUAUUCCAGGAUGAUAAAGAUCUUGUUCACGAAUUUGUGAACGCAGACGGUUUGACGUGUCUUAUCAAAGUAGGAGCGGAAGCAGAUCAAAAUUAUCAAAAUUAUAUAUUGAGAGCUCUUGGUCAAAUUAUGCUUUAUGUUGAUGGGAUGAACGGAGUAAUUGAACACAGUGAGACAGUCAGAUGGCUCUACACACUUAUAGCGUCACGGUUUCGUCUUGUUGUGAAGACGACAUUAAAACUCCUUCUUGUGUUUGUUGAAUAUGCAGAAACAAAUGCAUUGCUGUUAUUGGAUGCUGUUCGAGAAGUGGAUAAGAAACGAAGGCAAAAAGAGUGGGCAAAUGUGAUGCGAGUGCUCGAUGAAAAAGAUGGAAUUGAUUGUGAAUUACUUGUGUAUGCAAUGACUCUCAUCAAUAAAACAAUAAGUAAUAUACCUGAUCAAGAUACAUUUUAUGAUGUCACAGAUGCACUUGAAGCACAUGGAAUGGAAACGAUAUCCCAGAGACAUCUCAACAAAAAAGGAAAUGAUUUGGACUUGUUGGAACAGUUUAAAAUAUAUGAGCUUGCCUUGAAGCAUGAAGAUGGAGAUGAAGAAGCUUCAAAAUCAUCUGCUCCUGGUGUUGGAAUUAAAUGGAACAGAGAACGAACUAAAUCAGAACUCGAGGUUCCAAGAAAAAGUGUUCGCCGUCAUUCAGCAAAUUUAUUUCAACAAAUCGAAGUAUCAAGUCCUGAAAAAUUUGCCCCUCCUCCUGCGGAAGAACACAGCAAAAGUACUCCGUGCACUCCAUCUAUCAAUCCUGCACCAGAAACACCACAGUUUAAUAAAAGAAGUCGAAAUCGAAGGCAUGAGUUAUCAAAGCAACAUUUGGAAUUGCAACAAACAAAGAAGGCAGAACAACAAGAGCCUGCAUCACCACAAGCUGAUCCAACCAUAAGUCCUAAACCAUGGCUUGUGAAAAAGCCAUCAGUGAACGCGGAUCCUCCUCGCAAUUUUGUAAGUCAAGUUCAAUAUAAUAACGCCGUCAAUGUUGAUUUAAAAGAAAGAGAAAGGCGAAGAAGAAAUCGAGAUGAAGAUAGAGAUAAAAAGAGAGCGGAAUUUUUGAGCAAACAACAGAAUGCUCUCAACAAUAGACCAGACUCACAGAAUGGUGAAGUUCCCAUCACGAAUGGUACGACUUCUCCUCCACCUCCACCAGUCAGAUCAUCAUCAAGUAAGAUGCUGGAAAUAAGCACAAGAGCGCGUAUGAGAAGAUCAAAUUUUCAUAAGAUGGACAGCGAUCAAAGUAAGGAAAGUCCUGAAAAACAUCCACAAGUUAUGGUUAACGGUGUCUCAAACCAUACGAAUGGUUCUCAACAUCCCAAAAUCCGAAUGGACGCAGAUACGAUUGAAAUUGAGGAAGAUGUUGCCCCAAACGUUCCAGAAAUUGUCAAAAAGAACAACACACCAUUACCAGCUUCUUUAAGUUUAUCACCAGCUAUUCAAAAGCCCACUCAACUAACGGCGUCGCCGAAAAAACACAGUGGGUUGAUGACACCUUCAGGGGAUGUUAUUUCUAAUAAUCAAAAAUUUAUGAUGGACAUGCUUUAUGCAAAUCAAGCCGUUGCAUUGAAACAGGGGUCAGAAAGCGAUGAUGGAUCUGAGGGUUCAACUGAAGCAGCUGUAUUAAAAGAAAAUGGUGUUUCAGAAACCCCAAGUGAAAAAAACACUCUAAAAACUACCCCUGUAAUAGAAAAUGAAAGUUCAAAUAACUCUGAACCCUCUGACAUGUCCAUCAGUUCAGCAAAAGCUGCCAUGGAAAAAAUGUUUGGUGGAAAACCGAUGAAAACGCCACAAACCUUGCCAGAACAAAAUAAUAAAGUAGAAAGAACACUCAGCCCUGAACCUGCCAAACCUAAGAAAGACAGUGAUAUAAUGUGGGAAAAACUAUUGCUUCAAAGUUCUAAGCAAUCUCUGCUUGUCUCAGAUUUUGAUUUCACUGAUCUCACUGAAAAAGAUGAUAUUGACAUUUUAGCGAAACCAAAAUUGCCUAUGUCAACAUAUCCUCCUGGUUUUGUACCACCACCUCCUCCUCCACCCGGCAUGGGGCCUCCACCUCCUCCACCACCUCCGAUGGCCCCACCCCCGCCUCCACCAGCAUGCAGCCCCACACCGCCUCCAAAUUCCCCACAAAGCAUGAAACGAAGAACCGUAAGACUUUUUUGGAAAGAGGUUAAAAGUAAAACAGAAUCUCUUGGUCAAAAAGUUCCAUCAGUUUGGCAAGAUAUUGAAGACGUCAAAAUCAACGAAGACAAAAUUUUGCAUUUGUUUGAAUUGAGGACAAAGGAUAUUGUAAAGAAACAACAAAUAGACAAAAAGAACCGAAUUAUAAUUUUGGAUCCGAAACGUUCAAAUGCAAUCAAUAUUGGAUUGACAGUGCUUCCACCACCACGUACAAUAAAAUCAGCAAUCUUACAUAUGGAUGAAUAUGCUUUAAAUAAAGAGCAAAUUGAGAAAUUACUAACGAUGAUUCCCACAGAAGAAGAAAAAGUUAAGAUUCAAGAUGCUAUGCAACAAAACCCUGAUAUUCCACUCGGAAGUGCGGAACAAUUUCUUCUCACGCUUUCGUCCAUAAGUGAACUUUCAGCAAGAUUACAUCUUUGGUCUUUUAAAUUAGAUUAUGAAGCAUUGGAAAAGGAAAUUGCUGAACCUCUAACAGAUUUACGAGAUGGUAUGAAGCAGUUGAGAGAAAAUAAAACAUUCAGAUGCAUUCUAGCAGUUUUGAAAAGUGUUGGAAACUUUUUGAAUGGAACUAAGGCGAAUGGAUUUGAUAUUAAAUAUCUUGCCAAAGUUCCUGAAGUCAAAGACACAGUUCACAAACAGUCUUUACUGCACCAUUUAACACAACUGGUACUUGAACAUUUCCCCAAUACAACAGAUUUGUAUUCUGAUAUUGGAUCGAUAACCAGAGCAUCAAGGGGUGACUUCCCUACAUUAGAGGAAACUUUAGACAAUCUUGAAUCUCGUUGCAAACAAUCGUGGGAUCAUCUCAAAACUAUUGCAAAACACGAAACGAAAGCAACACAAAGAAACAAAAUGUCUGACUUUUUACUAAGUUCUGCACAGCGUAUUAUAACAUUAGGUGUUGUGCACAGACGAUUGAUAAACAGGUUUCAUCAAACUUUAGUUUAUUUUGGAAUGUCACCCGAGGAUGCGUCAAAAAUGGAAGUUCAAUCGUUUUGUCGAUUAAUUUCUGAGUUUGCACUCGAAUAUCGUACUUCGAGAGAACGAGUUGUCACACAACAACAAAAGAAACAAACAAGAGGAGAAAGAAGUAAAACAAGAGGAAAAAUGAUCACAGAGGAGGAAAUAUUCUCUGAUGCAAGUGAAGAACCAGAUGAUUUUGUAUUUCACAUGACGCGAAAAUUUUCACACACAGAGGAACAAGUGAAACAAAUGAAAAUGGAAUCUGCAUUAAAACUUGGUGCAGGAGAUGUACGAGUUGAUAGAAGACAACGGUCAAGAAGCUCAAGAGUUAAGAAAGAACCAACUUCUCCAGUCGCUAAUGGCCACGUUAUAAAUAGCGAAAUGAAUGGUGGUCCACCACCAGAAGAAGCACCAGUGAGAAGGCGACACUCUCGAAAAGCAAUUGCUGAUGAUCGAUCUGACGAAAAAAUAAUGGAUGAAUUGGUUAAAGUUGCCACACAAACUCCACAAGAAAGAACUGUUCAUAGGAGGAAAAGAUCUCGAAAUGCAUCACGGAAAUCUUUACGACGGACAUUACGCAAUGGACUCACAGAUGAAGAAAAGGCUGUUAUUAUGGGAAAAUUUUAACAUAACAUCAAUAAACCAAUCCGUCAACAAUAAUGAAAUCUGCUCAUUUUUUGUUUUCUGCUUCAAAAUUAUAAAUAUUUUUUUUUUCAUUCUGUGGCCUACUGUUUUGAAUAUAACAAAACCAUACCAUUAUAUUUUCAGUAUUCAAGAAAUUUUCGUUAGUUAUUUUUUGAAAUUACCAUUACUCCAGCAAGAUUUGAUUUCCUCUUGACAUCCAUAAUGAUUCAGCACUUGUUCUUGAAUAGCAUUUGGCACUUGAAUAUAAAAUGUUCAAAUUUGAUACACUCCGAUGAGAUUAUGUCAAGGCGGAAUAUCCAAUUCAUUGUAUAAAAAAUGGAAAAGCUUGUAGCUGUUUGAAAGGUAAUUGAUUUUGACCAUUUGAAAGCUUGUAAAGUGAAAUUGACAUAAAUGUUAUGUUUUUCACACACAGAAAUUUGCAAAAUAAUUCCACUGUUAAGUUGUCAACUAUACUGAUUUGAUUUGAGACAGUAGCAGUUAUUUAGUAAUGAGUAAUGAAUAUAUCAAUCAAGCCUAACUGAAAAUUUUGACUAUUUAGUAGUUUGAGAAUUGAGACAUGUUUGAAUGUUUCUUCUUUUCCGACAUGGUGUGAGAUGUCCAGAUCAUCUCCAUAUUGGCCCACUUCGGAUUAUUUAUUCGAUUAAAAGUGUUGUAUUCUGUGCAUUUUCAAGUGUUAAUUUUUAUAAGUGAACACCAAACGUGAGUGAACCAAGCUUGUUUUGUAUGUGCAAUUUAACAUGAUAUGUUAUUUUUUAUGUAUGGUCCUUUCAUCUUCCAGAAAUAUUGUAUGAUAUGAAACUGUAAAAUCACUUUUCAUUCUUCAAGUAGCAUUUCUUUUGUUAUUAUCAAAAAUUGUUAAUAAUGGUAGUAUCUUCCAUUACCUUUAAUAAUGUAAUUAUCACCAGUAUUAUUGGGCAUCUGAACCAAAUGUAGUGUUAUUGCAGAAUACUUACUACAGAUGCUUAUGUGUGAUUCCUGUAUAGUAUUGUGCCAUUUUUCAGGCAAUAUUGAUGAAAAAGGUUAUUGUUGACAUUUCAAUACCCCCAUUUUUUUUCCAUUGUCGAAAAAGUAACCAUUCAUUAAUUUAAUAUGCUUAUAUCGUCAAAAACAAUGACAACAUUUAUUAUUAUACUUAACAAUAUAUAGUGUUAUAAUUUAUAAUAAUAAUUCUUUGGGGCAUUAUGGUUUAAUUGAAAAAGUCCGAAAUUAAUUUUAUGCAAAUGCCAUGGAAUGGAAUACAUUGUAAUAAUAUUAUUGAUGAAUUCAUUUUAAACGCAUUUUUAAUAGUAAAUGUAAAAUAAUAUUGUUUAUAAUCUUAUACAUUGCACUUUUGCGCUUUUUGUUGUUUGUUGUUUUCUUUUUAAAUUUGAAUAUAAAAGUUAUAUAUUGUAAAUUGUUUUUUGUAAUGUUUUCAUUUGAACAUAGUUACUUGGGAAGUUGGAUUUUUUUGCUAAAAAUAUUAGUCCACACUAAAACCUACCAAUCCACAACACAAAAUACUUUAUCAUUUGCACUAUUUGUAUUUUUGAAAUUAAAUUUGAAGUAAUCAAACUGCACUGGACUCAAGCUUUCCGGCCAUUAUUUCCUUAUGUAUAAUCGCCAUCUACAUAUUGGUUUAUCCAUUACAUUUUUUGUUUGUUAAAACAGUCUUACGAUCCGAAUGCUACUUGCUUUUCAUGAUCUGUUGUUGAAUUUUAAUUGUUUGUGACAUCAUAUUUAAUUGAGCUUAUUUUCAGUGUAUUUGCCCACACUUAAGCCCUCUGAUUAGUAGAAGGAAUUUAAUUUCAGUCUUUGGAGAACUGGAUGUAUUUUGCCCAAUCGCACCGUGGGCUAUUGUUAAAACUUAUCAAUUUACAUGUUAUUUUUCAGUUCACCUUAAUAUUGUCAUUACUUAUUCUGUUCUUUUUUGGUUUGACUCUUUUUAUUAAAAAGUUAACUUUUGUCGA
This is a messenger RNA of Styela clava, 6541 nucleotides long. RefSeq names its product FH1/FH2 domain-containing protein 3-like. NCBI's taxonomy places the organism in Eukaryota, Metazoa, Chordata, Ascidiacea, Stolidobranchia, Styelidae. Gene Ontology annotation, molecular function: actin filament binding. Gene Ontology annotation, biological process: cortical actin cytoskeleton organization. Gene Ontology annotation, cellular component: cytoplasm; cytoskeleton. The record is from RefSeq and is a predicted model, not a curated record.